CCGCACCACUCCCCACCCCACGCUCCACGACGCGCGCGAGCGAGCCAUGGCCGCCCUCCGCCUCGCCUCCUCCGUCACCCUCUGCCCGGCGGCCGCGGCCGCGUCGCCCUCGUCCGCCGCCGCCGCGCCCCGCGCCGCCUCCUUCGCCUGCGCGGUCGCGCGCGGGCUCCCCUCCCUCCGCCUCGCCGCGCCCCGCCGCCGCCGCGGCGACCUCGGCCGGCCCAGCGCCGCCGGCGCCGAGGCCGCGGCCGAGAACUACGCGACCGCGCUCACGGAGGUGGCCGCCGAGAGCGACUCCCUCGACGCGACCGUGGCGGACAUGGAGAAGCUGGAGAAGAUCUUCGCGGAGGAGGCCAUCGCCGAGUUCUUCGACAACCCCACCGUGCCGCGCGAGGAGAAGACGGCGCUCAUUGACGAGAUCGCCAAGUCGUCGGAGCUGCAGCCGCACACCGUCAACUUCCUCAACGUGGUCAUCGACAACACCCGCGCCAGCCUGAUGCCGCAGAUCGUGCGCGAGUUCGAGACCGCCUACAACGCGCUCACCGGCACCGAGGAGGCCGUCGUCACCUCCGUGGUGCAGCUCGAGUCGCAGGACCUCGCGCAGAUCGCCACGCACGUGCAGAACAUCACCGGCGCCGCCAACGUCCGGAUCAAGACCCGCCUUGACCCGGAGCUCAUCGCCGGAUUCACCGUGCAGUACGGCCGCGACAGCUCCAACUUCAUCGACAUGAGCGUCCGCAAGCAGAUCGCGGAGAUCACCUCCGAGUUCGAGAUGCCCUCCGUCAACCUCGAAGUCUGAUGCUUAGUAAUUGAUGCGACAAGGAUUUGCAACACCCAGUAAGGGCGUUGAUCUUCUUCAGACCUGGAGAUGCGACGGAGGGAUUAAGGCAUUCUUUUCUGCAAAAUAUAGUAAUGACAUAAAUCAUUUUUUCGGCAGGAGCCAGCCACUGUAAUUUUCUUUUUUGCCUUUGUGCUGUUGAGAUCUUGUAAAAUAAUAUGCUCCAAAAUACUCAACUAUAGCAGAGUUGCUCCUCCAUCUUCAGGCGACAAAGUUAACAGCGUGUAAUGUAUAGCUAUGUAUCCGACCGAUCAAGUUGUGUGCAGACGUGUAUAGCAUGUGGCAUUGCUAUCAACUGGCAACCAAGAUCAUGUUGCAUUCUGAAUUUCCA
Molecule: messenger RNA, 1169 nt
Organism: Triticum dicoccoides
Lineage: Eukaryota; Viridiplantae; Streptophyta; Magnoliopsida; Poales; Poaceae
Product: ATP synthase delta chain, chloroplastic-like
Exons: 2
Coding region: 47-799 (250 amino acids)
Biological process (GO): proton motive force-driven ATP synthesis
Cellular component (GO): membrane
Molecular function (GO): proton-transporting ATP synthase activity, rotational mechanism
Source: RefSeq, a predicted model, not a curated record